CGUAGAAACCAACCCGAUCUCACCGACGAGGAGGGGGUUACGCUGACUUCGCCUAAUCGCUCUCCACCGCCCGAUGCCGACCGCCGCCGGCUCCCCUUCCUCCUCCACCACCAUCACGACCACUUCUACAGCCGUGGAUGUCACGGAGAACCCCGUGUCGAACCGUAACGAGGGAGGCGGCGGCGCCCCCGCAGCGAGUGCGACGCAGUCGUGGUGGGAGUCUAUCUCCCGAGCCCGCUCCCGGAUCCUGUCCCUGGCCUCCGUGCUGUCCUCGCCGGACCUUGCCUCGCUGGCGGAUUCCGACCGCCCCGCCCGCUCCCUCCUUGACUCCCCCUUAGCCUACGCCGCGCUCUCCGCCGCCUUCUCCGCCCCCUCCUCUGGAUCCGGCGAUGAUCCCCUCUGCCACUGGCUCUAUGACACGUUCCAGUCAUCCGACUCCGACCUCCGCCUAGUUGCCCUCUCCUUCCUCCCCCUCCUCGCUGGCCAUUAUCUCUCCCGCGUCGUCUCAUCCUCCUCCUCAUCCUCCGCCGCCAACCCGCCCUCUCUCGCCGGGUUUGAGGCCGUCCUCCUUGCCCUAUACGCCGCCGAGGUCAAAGCCCGCGCUGGAAAGCCCGUCCUUGUCUCCGUUCCCGACCUCUCCCUCCCCUCCCUCUACCACACCCCCCGCCCCUCUGCCCCCUCCCGCCAGCCCCCAUCUGCCGCCACUGCGCCUCCGCCUCGACCCUCCGUCGGCAUUCUCUCCCCCCCUCUCGAGCCCCAAAUCGCCGUCAAGUCCACGAAGCGUGCUUGCAUCGUCGCCGUGGCGCUUGAUUCUUACUACAAGAAUAUCUCCUUCAUGCCCAGUCGCUCAAAAAUAGAUCUUUGCGAGUUCGUCGCCGCCUGGGCUGGCCAGGAUUGCCCCUGCCGCUUCGAGUUCGAUGAUGAUGACCUGAAUCGAUCCUCACUCUGCUCCUCGUCCCCGUCCUCGUCCUCCUCGUCGCCCCAGGUUAGGAUAUUUUUCGAGGACAACGGAGGAAUUGGAGGCGCUGCCGAGGAGAUGAGGAAAUUAGCAAUCCAGGAGGGUCCUAAUGGCAAUCACUGUGAUGGGGAGGACGAAGGAGGUGGAGCCUCGAGGAGGGGGUCGAGGGUUCCUCUCCCUUGGGAGCUUUUGCAGCCGGUGCUUAGGAUUUUAGGGCACUGUCUUCUAGCACCUCUGAAUCCCCAAGAGGUGAGGGAUUCGGCAUCUAUGGCAGUGCGUUGUGUCUAUGCUCGAGCUUCGCAUGAUCUGCUGCCACAGGCCAUCCUGGCUUCCCGUAGCUUGAUUCAGCUGGAUAAGAGUGCGAGGAAGGCAGCAAAACCUGAAAUUGCCCCAAGCAAUUCAUCAAAACCUAACACUCCAAGCAAGCCGAAGAAGCCAGAAGUUCUUUUGGUCUCAAAAUGAUCUUUUGGUGUUAUCACUUGUCUACUUGAAUCACUGUUUCUUGUCAGAAUCAUUGGGUGUUCAUCAAUUGUCAGAAUUCGAGCUCUUAUUUUGUUUGGAUUCCGUUGGUUGGAGAUCAUAUUGGCUGAAACUUUUUGAUGGUCUAUUCAAAACAGUCUGUGCUAACAAUUCAUGUCAUUUUGAUGAGAAAAGUGUCUGCCAUUCAUUGCUCACCCAAAAGAAACAAGACUAAGAGAUGCGUUAUAAUUUUGAGAACAUAACCCUUCUUUUAUUUAGUAUUUGGAAGUCGAGGGGGAUUUUUUAUGAGUA
This is a messenger RNA of Musa acuminata subsp. malaccensis (wild Malaysian banana), 1729 nucleotides long. RefSeq lists its product as uncharacterized. The record is from RefSeq and is a predicted model, not a curated record. Gene Ontology annotation, cellular component: plasma membrane. Lineage: Eukaryota; Viridiplantae; Streptophyta; Magnoliopsida; Zingiberales; Musaceae. Gene Ontology annotation, biological process: phosphatidylinositol phosphate biosynthetic process; protein localization to plasma membrane.